CAGAGCAACAUGGCAGGAGAAGGAGACAAAGCACCCAAGAAGGGAAUGAAGAAGGCAGUGACUAAGGCUGCCAAGGGCACUAAGAAGAGGAGGAGGACCAGGAAGGAGAGCUACGCCAUUUACGUCUACAAAGUCCUGAAGCAGGUCCACCCCGACACUGGGAUCUCCUCCAAGGCCAUGAGCAUCAUGAACUCCUUUGUGAAAGACAUCUUUGAGCGCAUCGCCUGUGAGGCCUCUCGUCUGGCUAAAUACAACAAACGCUCCACCAUCACCUCCAGAGAGAUCCAGACCGCCGUCCGCCUGCUGCUGCCCGGUGAGCUGGCCAAGCAUGCUGUGUCUGAGGGCACCAAGGCUGUGACCAAGUACACCAGCUCCAAGUAAA
Notolabrus celidotus (New Zealand spotty) is the source of this 382-nucleotide messenger RNA. RefSeq names its product histone H2B 1/2-like. Gene Ontology annotation, molecular function: DNA binding; structural constituent of chromatin; protein heterodimerization activity. NCBI's taxonomy places the organism in Eukaryota, Metazoa, Chordata, Actinopteri, Labriformes, Labridae. The coding region runs from base 10 to 381 and encodes 123 amino acids. Gene Ontology annotation, cellular component: nucleosome. The record is from RefSeq and is a predicted model, not a curated record. The transcript has a single exon.